Molecule: messenger RNA, 1551 nt
Organism: Cavenderia fasciculata
Lineage: Eukaryota; Evosea; Eumycetozoa; Acytosteliales; Cavenderiaceae
Product: HD phosphohydrolase domain-containing protein
Exons: 6
Coding region: 1-1551 (516 amino acids)
Biological process (GO): dGTP catabolic process
Cellular component (GO): nucleus
Molecular function (GO): dGTPase activity
Source: RefSeq, a predicted model, not a curated record
AUGUCACAACCCAAUUUUCUAGGGGAUUCAUCCCCAUCGUUUGAUGAUCAGAGUAGUAUAGAUGAUAUUGAUGGUGUAUCACAAGAACAAUAUUCAUUCAAUAUAAAUGAGAGUGCAGACAGUGAGACUGCAUUCUCAAUCAUCAAGAAAGUUCGUACCAAUGGCAAUGCAUUUGGAUCAGUGUUGGGAUCGAAUAGAGGAACACUCAAACAUACUCCCAUCUUCAAACCAAAGGCAUCAAAGGUGAUCAACGAUGUUGUUCACGGACACAUGGACGUCCCCAAUUAUAUACUCGACUUUGUCGAUUCUGUACAGUUUCAAAGAUUACGUGAUUUAAAACAACUUGGUACUACCUCUUUUGUUUUUCCUUGUGCUUCUCAUCAUAGAUUUGAACAUAGUUUGGGUGUUAGUCAUUUGGCAGGUAAAUUUAUAGACAAGAUUAAAUCAACACAACCAGAGUUGGAAAUAACAGAAGAUGAUCAAAAGUUUGUUAGAAUCGCUGGAUUGUGUCAUGAUUUGGGUCAUGGACCAUUUUCACAUGCAUUUGAAUCUUGGGCAAAUUCUACUGGAAAAAAAUUCCAUCACGAAGAAAUGUCAUUGAAAAUGUUAAAUUAUUUAAUUGAUGAUAAGGGAUUGGAUUAUAGUACAGAUGAUGUUAGAUUUAUUGGAUCAUUAAUUACUGGAGAACCAUACACAACGGGAAAAAGAUUCAUGUAUGAUAUAGUAGCCAAUCACCGUAAUAGUGUAGAUGUAGAUAAAUUUGAUUAUUUGGCUCGUGAUUCUUAUUGUUUGGGUAGAGCUAUCGUUUGUGAUUUUACUAGAUUAAUGGAAUUUAGUAGAGUAAUUGAUGAUGAAAUAUGUUUUUGUAGUAAAGAAGUUUAUAAUUUAUAUGAAUUAUUCCAUACACGAUAUAGUCUUCACAAGAUUGUCUAUACUCAUAAAGUUGGAAAGGCAAUUGAAUACAUGGUUUCAGAUGCUUUAAGUGCCGCUGAUCCAUACUUGAAGAUUUCUGAUCAAUUGGAUGAUCCAAAAGAAUUUAUUAAUUUAACAGAUAGUAUAUUACAAAGAAUAGAAUAUUCAAAAGAACCAGAAUUAAAAGAAGCAAGACAAAUCAUUCGAAAUAUUAGAACACGUAAUUUGUAUAAAUUUGUUGAUGAGGUUAUCAUCCCGGUUGGAUCACAGUUUGCAAAACAACUUCCACCCACCCUUAGUCAAGAGAUUGCAAAGGUUGGAAACGACUUGUUAGAGAGUGACUUUAUCAUUCACGAUCUCAAAUUAAAUUAUGCAUUCAAAGACAAGGACCCUGUUGAAAGUACACACUUUUACACUAGAUAUGAUGACUCGACAAAGGUACAAAUCCUUAAAGAACAUGCAAGUCAUCUUAUUCCAAGUCAAUUCCAAGAGUCAAGAGUGAGAAUAUUUUGUAAAACUAAAGAAAAGUGUGAAAAUGUACAAAUAGCAUUCAGAAAGGUUUUGAAGAAUUAUGAUAUCCAACCAAACCCAUCUUUCACAGUCAGUCCAUACAAGAAAAAACCUUUAGAUAAGAAUUAA